Molecule: messenger RNA, 392 nt
Organism: Kickxella alabastrina
Lineage: Eukaryota; Fungi; Kickxellomycota; Kickxellomycetes; Kickxellales; Kickxellaceae
Exons: 1
Coding region: 57-350 (97 amino acids)
Source: RefSeq, a predicted model, not a curated record
UUUUGAGUAUAUAAAAGUCGAACGGCCAGAUCACAGAUGGCGUUGACAUUGAAAAAAUGGGACUACAAGACCCCCGGUUGUGCAUUGCCAUUAUUCUGCAGGACCCGGCACUACUUGAAGGAACCAUUCGCGACAACCUUAAUCCAACCAACGAGUACAUCUACAACGAAGUCUGGGCGGCUAUUAGCGCGGGCCAAAUCUGCGACCCUCUCAAUACUCCGACAGAGAAGUACGUUAAAUCUAAAAAUAAUAGACAUUUUAACAAGGGGCCGUGGAUCGAGGGUGUUUGUGACAUCAGAAAUGGGGGGCCGAGUCAUGUGACAGCGCAGACGCGUAAAAUAUGUUUAUGAUAUUUUACGCGUACGGCGAAUUCUGAAUAGUGAGCUCUUCAG